Molecule: messenger RNA, 599 nt
Organism: Colletotrichum chrysophilum
Lineage: Eukaryota; Fungi; Ascomycota; Sordariomycetes; Glomerellales; Glomerellaceae
Exons: 1
Source: RefSeq, a predicted model, not a curated record
AUGUGCCGGCGGUCACAAGUUAUCCAAAGGCAUUGCCGGGCGGAGCAUGGAUGGCAGAACGAUUGGCAGAAGGGAGGUAAUGUGCAUAAGAAGGCCAGGGUAGCCAGGGACGUGCCGUGGACAACGGGGGUGCCGUGUCAGCGGUUUUUCCCAUCGCGCGCAGGGAGCCGGUGGUUCGAGGUCGGGCGGGGGUUAGGGGUGGCCGUCGAACGCAGCGAGCCAGCAGUGCCAGCGGCCAGCGAGACCGGGUGGUUCGUCGCGUUGCACGAGAACCAAGAGAAGCGGUUCGAGGCCGACGCGCGCGAGGAGGUCAGUACAGUGGACGAAAAGUUGGAGCCGAACGGGUGGUUAUACCGCGUCGGUUGGACGAGGGAUUUGGAAGGGUUGAACAAGAUGCAGUUGCAGGAGGCCACGCGACCGAUCGAGGACGGCGAGGAGACGUUACGGAACGUGUGGGCCGUGUUCAACAGUGUUGCCGACAAGGCACGCGCAACAGCAGCACCGCACAAGGUCGGGCACGACGUGUUGUUCGAGGCGGAGCGGAAGGAGAUGGGCCAGAAGCCGGUGCGGCCGUUCGAUAACCGCAUGGAGGACGACAC